Schistocerca americana (American grasshopper) is the source of this 1152-nucleotide messenger RNA. RefSeq lists its product as uncharacterized. The transcript is spliced from 6 exons. NCBI's taxonomy places the organism in Eukaryota, Metazoa, Arthropoda, Insecta, Orthoptera, Acrididae. Gene Ontology annotation, molecular function: transmembrane transporter activity. Bases 1 to 1152 code for a protein of 383 amino acids. The record is from RefSeq and is a predicted model, not a curated record. Gene Ontology annotation, biological process: transmembrane transport.
AUGAGAGAGAUACCUAACAUACCGGUACCAGUAUCUGAAGGAGUGGUAGAAUAUGGGGUACCAGCAGAAAUGUCAGGAACAUCCAGCAGAGUUGAAGAGGAAACAAUUUCUUCAGAUGAGAAAGCCUACAAACCUAGUGUAAACUCAUGUGCACCUGAAACCUCCAAGGAUGAAGCUGUCAGCACAUUCGACGCACUCAAUGCUUCAUGCUCACUUGUAACUAGGACUGCAACCACACCAACAGCCAAGAACCAUUCAAUUAGAUCCAGAAACUCAUCAGCUGCUCUGCAGACAUCUCAAAGGAAGAGCCUCAGGAUAAGAAGAACUGCUGUGCGUAGUGACUAUUUUUUAUGGGACCUUCGCAAUUUGAAGAAGAAGAAAAGGCAGAAUCUUUACAGUGUCAGCAACAAGAAAGUACAAAGAAGCCUGUACAAGAAAGUAAUAAUUGCAGCUAAGAAGCUUGAUAAUGAUACCUAUAUUGAGAAAGGUCACAACAAAAUGAAGUCAACUUGGGAGGUAAUAAAUAAAAAUAUAGGUAGACACAAAAGAAAAGAUAACAGCUUUGUCAUUAAAAGUGGGGGUAAAACUGUUAAGGACCCACUUCAGAUUGCCAACAUAUUUAAUGAACAUUUCGCAAAUAUAGCCAUAAAUUUAAUUAAAACUAAAUGCAAUUCCAAUAGCAAGACGGGUUUCGGGAAAUACAAUUAUUUGAUACUUAUUGUGUCGCUGAUGGCAUCACUAGCUCAGCAGUUAAGCAUAUCAGCAAUUUCAUACAUUCUACCAUCUGCAGAAUGUGAGCUUCAACUUUCCCCUGAAGACAAAGGGACUCUCAAUGCAACAGGUUACAUUGGAAUGAUUCUGAGUGCAUACGUGUGGGGAUUUUUAUCAGACACAGUUGGCAGACGUAGGCUUCUAGUAUUUGGUUACUUAUUUGAUGGAGUAUGUAACUUGACUGGAAGCUUUGCUCAGAGUUAUUGGUUUCUUUUUGCAUUUAAAUUGCUGAAUGGAGUAAUAAUGUGUGGACCUCUUUCUAUUCAAAGAACAUAUGAAGCAGAGUUCCACAGUGUUAAAUAUAGAGGAAAACAAAUUAUGUUGGCUGGUAUUUUUAUGUCACUUGCUAAUAUUGUGAUACCAGUUACCCUCGAGAUGUGA